AUGCUCAGCAAAAUUGCCCCAAGAUCAGCCAUUCGUGCUGCCAGACCAGCCUCGCUCUUCUCUAGAGCUUUGGCUACUGAAGCAACCCAAAACGACGACUUGAUCACCAUCGACUUGCCAGAAUCGUCUUUUGAAACUUACAACCUUGAUGCUCCAGAAUUGUCUUUCCAAACCAACAAGUCCACCUUGUUGCAGAUGUACAAGGACAUGAUCAUCAUCAGACGUAUGGAAAUGGCUUCUGACGCCCUUUACAAGGCCAAGAAAAUUAGAGGUUUCUGUCACUUGUCUGUCGGUCAAGAAGCCAUUGCCGUUGGUAUCGAAAACGCCAUCAACACCAAUGACUCCGUCAUCACUUCUUACCGUUGUCACGGUUUCACCUACAUGCGUGGUGCCUCUGUCAAGGCUGUUCUUGCCGAAUUGAUGGGUAGACGUUCUGGUGUGUCUUAUGGUAAGGGUGGUUCUAUGCACAUGUACGCCAAAGGCUUCUACGGUGGUAACGGUAUCGUCGGUGCCCAAAUUCCUUUGGGUGCUGGUUUGGCGUUUGCCCACAAAUACAAGAACGAACCAAACGUGUCCUUCACCUUGUACGGUGAUGGUGCCGCUAACCAAGGUCAAGUUUUUGAAGCUUUCAACAUGGCCAAGUUGUGGAACUUGCCAGCCGUCUUCUGUUGUGAAAACAACAAGUAUGGUAUGGGUACUGCUGCUGCCAGAUCCUCUGCCAUGACCGACUACUACAAGAGAGGUCAAUACAUCCCAGGUUUGAAGGUCAACGGUAUGGAUGCCCUUGCUGUUUACCAAGCCUCUAAAUACGCCAAGGACUGGAUCUUGAGCGGUAACGGUCCAAUUGUUCUUGAAUACGAAACUUACAGAUAUGGUGGUCACUCCAUGUCUGACCCUGGUACCACUUACAGAACCAGAGAAGAAAUCCAACACAUGAGAUCCAGAAAUGACCCAAUUAGCGGUUUGAAACAACACUUGUUGGAACAAAACAUUGCUACCGAAGAAGAAAUCAAGUCUUGGGACAAGGCUGCCAGAAAGUAUGUCGAUGAACAAUGUGCUGAAGCCGAAGCUUCUCCAGCUCCAGAAGCCAAGAUGGACAUUUUGUUCGAAGACGUUUACGUUCCAGGUUCCGAAGUUCCAACUUUGAGAGGUAGACUUUCCGAUGACACUUGGGAUUUCAACAAGAAGGGUUUCUUGCAUGACGUUAGAGUCGAGUAA
This is a messenger RNA of Saccharomycopsis crataegensis, 1218 nucleotides long. It is a transcript of the gene PDA1, whose product is annotated as pyruvate dehydrogenase (acetyl-transferring) subunit E1 alpha. Gene Ontology annotation, cellular component: intracellular membrane-bounded organelle. The coding region runs from base 1 to 1218 and encodes 405 amino acids. Gene Ontology annotation, molecular function: pyruvate dehydrogenase (acetyl-transferring) activity. The transcript has a single exon. NCBI's taxonomy places the organism in Eukaryota, Fungi, Ascomycota, Saccharomycetes, Ascoideales, Saccharomycopsidaceae. The record is from RefSeq and is a predicted model, not a curated record. Gene Ontology annotation, biological process: pyruvate decarboxylation to acetyl-CoA.